AUGACUAGGGAUACUAUUCUCUGCGGUGAUUUCAAUGCUCGGUUGGGUCCUCUCACUGGUGAUGCUAUCUCUAAUGCUCGUGGUAAUGCUCUCAAACCUUGGUUUGACGAACAUUGCUUAUCUGUGCUUAAUGCGUCUUUGGCUUUUGGUGUUAAGACUUACUCUUCUUUUCGGCAGCAGCAAGAAUUGAGUAGUAUUAUCGAUCUGUUUCUGACAAAUAUUGGUGAUGUUGCUUUGGUGAACCCUCAACUGGUGGUUGAGUCUGAUCUGUCUCUUGGUUCUGACCAUCGAUUGAUGUCACUUACUUUCGAGUAUGUGCCACCUCUUGAUGACACUGUGGCUCCUGGUGAUUCUGUUCUGGCUCCUAGGCGGCAAUGGAAGCUCUCGAAAUUGACGAAAGAGAGGCCUUUGGGCCUACUCCGUGAAUCCUUUCGAUCUUCUGUUGCUCCUCUGGUUGUUACUCUCUCUGGUUUGGUGUCUGCUCCUCCUGGUACUCGUCCCGACAUUGAUGCACUCAACGGUUCUUUGAACCAAUACGCGGCUACUGAACGGGAUCGUCUCUACAGUCGAUGGCGGUAUGCCCUUGGGUAUACUAAGAUUGAUUGUUGGGUCUUAUACAAGCAAGCUCAUCGCCGUUUUCGCUCUCUGGUACAGUCUGCUAAGCGCAAGUCCUGGCAUAAGUUCUGUGGUGCUCUGGAAAGAGACUUCUCAAAAGCUACUGCUGCUAUAAAACGCAUCAAGCGCAAUAAAGAGUCUUCACCUACGUACAGUCACCCAGAUGGUCCUGCUGCUUCUGUUGCUACUAUGGGCUCUCAUUUGGCUACGGUCUACGAAGGUGCUCUGUUAAAUACUGCUUCUCGUCCUGCUCCUGUCACUCCUAUGGUCUCUGACUUGCCUUUCUGUCUCCCUGCGGACAUGUCUUUGUUUGAUACUGAUACCUUGGUACUGUGUAUUAAACGUCUGCCGACUCACAAAGCUCCUGGUCCUGACCAUAUCAAGGCUGAGAUGUUAAAAGCUCUGACCUCAGAAAUUGCCCCAGUGCUCUCUCUGCUGUUUCACCUCUGCUAUCAAUGGUCUUAUACUCCUGCUCUCUGGCGCCAAGCCCAAGUCUUUCCCAUUUUCAAGAAAGGUGAUGCUUCUGAUCCCGCCAACUAUAGGCCUAUUUCUCUGACUUCUGUUGUGCGCAAACUGUUUGAGUUCUCUCUCAUGCCUGAGCUGGAUGCCCAUUCUCCUGCCCUUGACAUUGCCCAAGGUGGUUUCCGCCCUCAACGUAGUCCUCUGGAUCAAGCCCUCUGCUUGCAUGACUUGAUGCAUGAUUACUUUCUGACUCACCGUCGCUAUCCUGUGGUGGCUUUCUUGGAUAUCAAGUCAGCUUAUGAUACUGUCGAUCGUAGGGUUAUAUGGCAAGCCCUGUCUGGUUCUACACUUCCUCGUCCUGUUCUGGGUCUUUUGAUGAACAUGUUUGACGAUGUCUCAGUCUCAGUCUUGAUUGCUAAUCAUACCUCUGCUGCUUUCUCUCCUGUUACUGGUGUACUCAGUCCUCAUUUGUAUUCGUUGUAUAUCAACUCCUUACCGAAUCUUUUGCGUUCUGUUGAUACUGGUGCUACGAUGGUCAGUCCUCCUGGUGCUAGUCGUCCUAUUGCCAUCAAUAGCUUGCUCUUUGCCGAUGAUGUUGCUAUCUUUGGGUCUUUGUCUGGUGUCCAGUCUAUGUUGGAUCUUGCUGCUGAACACUCUGUCUGUCUUGGUUAUAGGUGGAAGCCAUCUAAAUGUGCUGUGCUCGGUUCUCCUGCUGACCUCUCUGAUGCUCGUCUUACUCUCUACAAUGAGCCGCUGCCGGUGGUAGAUGAGUUUGUGUAUCUUGGUAUGCCAUUUCGAUAUAAAGGGCUACAUGCUCCUAGUAUCUUGUCUCUGCGGUCCGCUGGUGCUGUCAAGGUUAUGGCUUUGCUGAACUCUGUUGGUGUCAACCGUAAUGGUUUCUCUCUGCUGCUCUGUUCUCGUCUGUACAAGGCUUUCGUUAGACCCAAGAUUGAGUAUGGCCUCGCUAUAUCUCAUCUUGACUAUCGUACCUUUGAGGCCCUUGACAAGCUCCAAAACCGGCUGGUUGGUAUGUUCGUGGGUGGUUCCUGGUUCAACGUUGCUAAGCACAUUACCUGUCUCCCUUCAAUGAAACAUCGGUAUAAUGUCUUGGCAACUAGGUAUGCUCUUCGUUCUGCUACUCUACCUGAGGAUAGUCUUGUGGUGGUUCUGCGUGGUGCUCUGUCGUACACUCGACUGGAUCGGUACGUCUGUGAAAACAGUUUGUAUAGAUCUCUGCCUAACCCUGUCCCUUCAUUUGCUGGUCUCAAGGCUCACUUCUCUGACUUCUGGCAAGAUCAGGUGGACCAACAACUGGCUGCUGCUACUACUACUGGUAAACAUGUUCUGCUUCGUGCGUGCCGUCCUUCUGUCUCUCGCCCUGAUCCCAUACUGUACUUACCUAUUGGUCGAUCUGCUCGUAGUCGUUUGGUUCGUUGGCGUCUUGGUCGUUUUGCAAACAUGCGUGAGGAAUGUCCCUGCAUGGAUGGAUCUUUCAUCUCUCGAAAUCACUUCCCUCAAUGUCGUGCUUUGGAUCGUGAUCUGUGGGAUGCUCUGCCUGCUGCUCCUCCUGGUGUACAUGUCAUUGACAAUGCCCUGAACAUGCUGCCUAUAAGUGGUUCUGCUGGUCCUCCAGUAUACUGGUCUGCGUUACUAUCCUUGCUUCAUGCAAUCGACUGUCUGGUCCCCCCUUUGGCUACUAUCGCCCCUGAUCCUGAUCCCGGAUCAUUGUGGUUCUAUCCUCCCUCUCAUGGCUAA
This is a messenger RNA of Mucor velutinosus, 2832 nucleotides long. RefSeq lists its product as uncharacterized. Bases 1 to 2832 code for a protein of 943 amino acids. Lineage: Eukaryota; Fungi; Mucoromycota; Mucoromycetes; Mucorales; Mucoraceae. Gene Ontology annotation, molecular function: catalytic activity. The transcript is spliced from 2 exons. The record is from RefSeq and is a predicted model, not a curated record.